This is a messenger RNA of Helobdella robusta, 1269 nucleotides long. RefSeq lists its product as hypothetical. Gene Ontology annotation, cellular component: Golgi apparatus. The coding region runs from base 146 to 745 and encodes 199 amino acids. The record is from RefSeq and is a predicted model, not a curated record. Gene Ontology annotation, biological process: endoplasmic reticulum to Golgi vesicle-mediated transport. NCBI's taxonomy places the organism in Eukaryota, Metazoa, Annelida, Clitellata, Rhynchobdellida, Glossiphoniidae. The transcript has 11 exons. Gene Ontology annotation, molecular function: SNAP receptor activity.
AUUUAAUGAAAACUCGUAUUUUAAUAAUUUAUUUUAUUAAUUAUUAUUAUUAAUUUCAAAAAACGGCAAGUGGUCAGUUGUUUCUUAUUAGUUGAUAAAAGGUGUCUAUCUAUCCAUAAAAUAAAGCCAGCCAAUACACCUCAAGAUGAAAUUGUUUGCAAUUAACAUCUUGUACAAAGGCACGAAUGGUAAGGUGAAGAAGCUGACAGGCUCCAGUGAACUCUCCUCUUUUGGCUUUUUCCAGAGAUCUAGUGCGCAAGAGUUCAUGGAUUUCACGAGCAAGAUAAUUGUUGAGAGGACGAACACGUCACAAAGGUCAUCUGUCAAAGAACAGGAGUAUGUUUGCCAUUUAUACGUUCGUGGGGACAGCUUGGCUGGUGUAGUCAUUUCAGAUGAUGAAUAUCCCAGUAGAGUUUCAUUCACCUUACUAAACAAGGUACUAGAUGAUUUCUCAGCAAAGUAUCCGGCCCACCAGUGGCCUGACGCUCAAGAAAACUCCCUGCCGUUCACAGAACUUGCAGAGUUUCUCCAGAAGUACCAGAAUCCCAAGGAGGCAGAUGCAAUGACGAGAAUACAAUCAGACCUUGAUGAAACAAAAAUCAUUCUUCACAACACCAUAGAGUCAGUCCUGGAAAGAGGUGAGAAGCUGGACGAUCUGGUGGCCAAAUCUGAAGGACUAACAUACCAGUCGAAGGCUUUCUACAAAACUGCCAAGAAAACUAAUUCCUGCUGUGUAUUAUUAUAAUGAAGGCAUCUAUUAUUAUUAUUUAUUAUCACUAUUAUGUGUUACUGUUAUUUUUUAUUCAUUUAUUAUUAUCUGUGUUUAUUUUUAUUUUUGCGAAAAAAAUUUAUUAUUUGUUGAUUUAUCAUUCAACUCUUGUAAUAAUUUCCAAACCGUACGAAGCCUGGAUGCUGAUGAUCAGAGAGUAGGUACCGUGUAAUCAAAUUGUUUAAUUUCAUUGUGAAUCGAUUUUUCAUCAAAUAAUACAUUUAUUACUUAUAAAAUUGAUUAAUUAAUUGAUCAAUUAAAUAAUUACAUUCAUGCGUUGAUUCAUUUAAUCUUGAUCAACUGGAUAAUAUUGAUUUAUUCCAUAAAUCACUCAAACAUACUCUGACAUGCGUGAAUUUAUUAAAUUGUUUUAAUUAAUUAAUUAAUAUAUAAUUAACACAUUAAUUGGGCAAUAUUAUUUAAUUGUUACAAUUAUUAUUUAUCAUUUUGUCAGUUAAUCAAAUUCGUCGCAUAUUGCCUGUCUAAUAAAUUUAUCAUCU